UUUUUUUUCUUUUUUUCCCUGCUACCCCUCAUUGAGCCACUUGAGCCUAGAGCAGAUGGAAAGAUUGUAGAGGGAGGAAAGUAAGCAAGCGGCAGAGAUAGAAAGAACUGGCAGGAGCCAUGCAGAGAGUGAGGCAGCCCAGCGACAAUGCUUGGUGAACUGAAUCACUGAACAUCAGAAAGUCAUUUUUUUACUCCAUUUCAGCCCACUAAGAGACCAAGGAAUCAGACAGGACAGCCUUGAGCGGACACAUCAACUCACCGUCCCAGCCAAGGACGUGGAAAGCAAAGGAAAGAAGGAGUUAGAGACAAGGAGAAAGAGGGGAGUUCUACAGAUGACAGUGAAAGCAGAGAGGUAGACGGAGGUGAUCAGAGGGACCAGAUAGUGAAGAGAAAGUGACAGGAUUGCUACAGGUGUGUCCGCAAAGACUGCUCAAAGGAAGGGGUGACACGCCAGUCGACAGAGCGAAAGCUGUUGCAAGUCAAGCAGGGAGUAAAAAGAGCAAAGGGAAGUCAGAGCUAGAUAAGGAUGGCCAACUCAGGUCUCCAGUUGUUGGGUUAUUUCCUGGCUUUGGGCGGCUGGAUCGGCAUCAUCUCCACCACCGCCUUGCCCCAGUGGAAGCAAUCGUCAUACGCCGGAGAUGCCAUCAUCACUGCCGUGGGUCUGUACGAGGGGCUGUGGAUGAGCUGUGCCUCGCAGAGUACAGGACAGGUGCAGUGCAAGAUCUUUGACUCCAUGCUCUCGUUGGACAUCCACAUCCAGACAUGUCGGGCACUCAUGGUAGUGUCAGUACUGCUGGGCUUUAUCGGGAUCAUCGUCAGCGUGGUGGGCAUGAAGUGCACUAAGGUGGGAGAUAACAACCCAACUACCAAAACCCGCAUUGCUGUCACUGGAGGGGCUCUCUUUGUUCUCGCAGGGCUAUGUACACUGGUUUCUGUGUCCUGGUAUGGCACUCAGGUGUCCUACCAGUUCUUCAACCCAAAUACACCGCCCAACGCCAGGUAUGAGUUCGGCUCGGCCCUGUUUGUAGGCUGGGCAGCAGCCAGUCUGACGGUUCUGGGCGGCUCCUUGCUGUGCUGCUCGUGCUCUAAAGAAGAGAUGCGAGGGCAGCAAUAUUACCGCCAAUCACAGCCUUCCACAACCAGGGAGGCAGAGUUGUUGAGUGAAACUAGUUUCCCUGACUGAUCAGCCCCCGCCUUUUUAUCGAGGACUGUUCCGACCACUGUCUUCCCCCCCUUUUUUCCUGUUACCUCUUAGACCCCUAAAUUUGGACCUCUUGUAGCAGAAUUUUCCCCCUCUCCUCAUUACUACAGAUGCACCUUAUCAGUUUUAGUGGGAAACUAGAUGAAUUGUCUUCUCCCAUUUUCCCCCUACUUUCUGAGCCUUUUUUCUGUAAAUAUGGACUCUUUAAGGAUACAUGAUCUGACCUUUAAACUCAGAGAUAAGGUGACCGCCUCCAUUUCAAACCUGUCAACCCUCUGCUACACCACCCACAAGCCGGCUCUGUUCAUUCACUGGUCGAAAGUUAACAAUUUCUUGAAACCCUUUGUGGUUUUGUUGCGCUGAUUUAUGAGUUCACUUAUAUCCUAUGACCUCUGGGUUUUGAUUUUUCUUGAGUUUUUAUGUGUGUGUGUAAAUGUCUCUUCUGCGGUUUGUUUUGUUUGCUGUGACUGUACUUUGACUGAAACAUGUCUUUUUUUUCCCUUUUGAAUUGCAGACCAAAUGUUAAAAGUACCCCACCAGAGAAAAGGGAGCAGUACUUGUAGUUUGGGAGAGUCUUCUGGCCUUACCAUGGUUUAGAUUCUGUCAACAGGCAAAAAAAAAACCCUCUCACAGAGGAAUUCAAAACAGACAAACAGACACCAUUAAUGAAAGACGUAAUGCACAGCAACCAUACAACAUGAAUUAAACUGUUUUUCAAUGUUCAAUUUGUUUGGGUGUUUGAGAAAUAGUCUCGGCGGUUUGACAAAGAUCAGAUUCUGUCUUGUCUGUUUUGUUGACUUUGGGAGAGACAUUCAUUCAGGGUAUGUUUUCUAUAACAUUGUUAAAAUGCCCGGGUGUAUAUACCACCUUAUUCUUUUCUUCUUCUUUUUUUUUUUUUACUACAUAUAUAAUGUUUUACUACAGUGCCUUAUAACACAUGUUUGUGCACAUGUUUGUUUUUGACUUCAAGGAUUCUUUAUCCCAUCCCGUCUGAGGGAUGUGUGUCUAUAGUUCCUCUGCCAGCAUUUCUGGAUGGCUUUUUCUAUUGUUGGAAUUCUGAAACUGAAUGUGAAGCUACUCUACAGUACCACUUAUGAAACAACGAACACAUACACAUGCUAGAUCUUCAGCAUAUAGUGCCUUAUGCCACUGUUUGUGAGACGCUGUGUGCCUGCUUCAAUGUAGCCUGGAUUGAGGAUAUACCCAGUAGAUUUUGUUUUUGUAAUGUGCUGAUUAUGAUUUGGUGUGAAUGACAGAGUCGUUGUCUUAUCGGCUCUGAGGAUGUACUGUACUGUGCCGUCUCCUGUACUAAAGAGCACCAGUUAGCUGAGUGUUCAAAAGCCCUUCUGAUGCCUGCAUUUAUUUACCAUGCCAUUCCUUUCUCUAAUAUUUACCUCCUUGAUGUUGUGUAUCAUCUCAUUUACAGUAUACCCCUGUCUGUUUCUUUUAGAAUAAAGUAAACAGAGACAUAAAAAUAAAUGUGA
Labrus bergylta (ballan wrasse) is the source of this 2687-nucleotide messenger RNA. It is a transcript of the gene cldn19, whose product is annotated as claudin 19. Lineage: Eukaryota; Metazoa; Chordata; Actinopteri; Labriformes; Labridae. Gene Ontology annotation, biological process: bicellular tight junction assembly; cell adhesion. The record is from RefSeq and is a predicted model, not a curated record. Gene Ontology annotation, molecular function: structural molecule activity. Gene Ontology annotation, cellular component: bicellular tight junction; plasma membrane.